AUGUCUUCAACAAGGCCAGAAUUAAAGUUUAGUGAUUUAUCAGAUGAAAGACUGUACUUUAAAAAAUAUCUACAAUUACCGAAAAAAGAUGAUGCCAGUUGCUUAAGAUUCAUUGAACACAACAAUAAAGAUUAUUUUAGUUGCAUAGGUUAUGAUGCUGAAUUCAUUGCUGAUAACAUUUAUAAAACUCAUUCAGUCAUUAAAACAAGAGAUAAUUUUAAAUAUGUGACUAUUUCACCACAAGUUUUCAGUAAUGUUUUGAAAUAUUGUUUAAUUGAAAAACACCUUAAGGUGGAAAUUUAUAAUAACAAAUCAUUUAAUUUGAUUUGUUCAGCUACUCCAGGUAAUUUGGAAUUUAUAAGUGAAGAAUAUAAUAUAAAUUUUGAAUUUCAAGAUUGUUCAAAUUCAGUAAUAGCUGCAGUAAAGGUUGUAAAUAAUAAAAUUGGAGUUUGUUUAAUUAAUGAUGAUAUUAUUUAUCUUUGUGAAUUUGAUGAUAAUGAUUUAUUUAGUAAUUUAGAAAGUUUAUUAUUACAAAUGGGUGUUAAAGAAGUUAUUUUAAAUAAUGAAGAUUCAAAAUUAUUACAAGUUUUAAAUAAAAUUGGUAAUUUAGUUAUAAAUAUCAGUUCAAAAUUUAGUAACAAAAAUAUUGAACAAGAUUUGAGUAAAAUUUUAGAAGGUGAUGAAGAUAUUGAAUUAAUUUUAUCAUCAAAGGGUAUAAAUACUUCAGAGUAUCAAAAUAGUUUAAGUUCUUGUAAUGCAUUAAUUGAUUACCUAAAUUUAUUAAAUGGAAAUAAAAUGUUUACAAUAAAUCAAUAUAAUUUAUCAGAAUUUAUGAAAUUAGAUUCAUCAACAAUGAAAGCAUUGAAUAUUUUCCCUGAAUUUAAAUCAAAUUCUAUAAAUUCAAUUUUUGAACUAUAUAAAUGUAAAACAAAUGCUGGUUCAAGAUUAUUAUCUCAAUGGUUAAAACAACCAUUAACUAAACUACAAGAUAUCAAACAAAGACAAGAUUUAGUUCAACUACUAAUUGAAGAUACAAGUUUAAGAGUAUCAAUACUUGAUAUAUUUGGUAAUAAUUUACCUGAUAUUAAAAGAUUAUUGAAAAAGAUAUCAUCAACUAAAAAUGAAAAAUUAGAACAUGUUGUAAGUUUAUAUAAAAUUGUAUUAAAAUUACCUGAUUUAAUUGAAGUUUUGAAAAAUACUCCAGGUACUGAAUUUUGGUAUAAUCCAUUAAAUAAAAAUUAUGCAUCAUUAAUUAAAUUUCAAGAAUUGGUUGAAACUACAAUUGAUCUACGAGCUUUAGAAGACCCAUAUGCUGAUUUUAAUAUUAGACCAGAGUUUGAUCCUUCAUUAAUUGAAAUAAAUGAAAGAUUAACUAAUUCCCUUGAACAAAUUAAACAAAUACAUUUUGAAGUUGCUGAAGAUUUAAAGAUGGAUCCAGAAAAGAAAUUGAAAUUAGAGCAACAUCAAAUCCAUGGUUGGUGUUUUAGAUUAACUAGAAAUGAUUCAAUUGUAUUAAGAAAUAGUGGUAAAAAAUAUAUUGAAUUACAAACAGUUAAAGCUGGUGUUUAUUUUACAACUACUGAUUUGAAAAAAUCAUCCCAAAUUUAUAAUUCAUCGUUUGAAGAAUAUAAUAAAAAACAAAGAGAUUUGAUAAAAGAAGUUUUAUCAAUUACAUUGACUUAUCAACUGGUUUUCACGGAAUUAAGUUUAAAUUUAGCUCAUGUAGAUUUAAUUUCAAGUUUUGCAAAUGCUGCUAUGAUUGCACCAACAGCUUAUGUUAAACCGACAUUUGGAGAAGAAAUGAUAUUAAAAGAAUCAAGACACCCAUUAUUAGAAUUACAAGAUGACAUAAAUUUCAUAGCUAAUGAUGUUGAAUUAAAUAAUGGUAAGUCGUUCAUUGUUAUAACUGGUCCAAAUAUGGGUGGUAAAUCUACAUAUAUUAGACAAAUUGGUGUCAUUGCAUUAAUGGCUCAAAUUGGUUCAUAUAUACCUGCUGAAGAAGGUUGUCAAUUACCUAUAUUUGAUGCUAUUUUAUCAAGAGUUGGUGCUGGUGAUUCUCAAUUAAAAGGAUUAUCUACAUUUAUGAUUGAAAUGUUGGAAACUUCCAGUAUAUUGGCAACAGCUACAAAAAAUUCACUAAUUAUAAUUGAUGAAUUAGGAAGAGGUACUUCUACAUAUGAUGGUUUUGGAUUAGCAUGGUCAAUAUCAGAGUUUUUAAUUAAAAAACAAUGUCUUACAUUAUUUGCAACGCAUUUUCAUGAAUUAAAUCAAUUGAGUGAAAAAUAUAAACAAGUUGAAAAUUUACAUGUUGUAGCUCAUGUCGAAAAUGAGGAAGAUAUAACAUUAAUGUAUAAAGUUGAACCUGGAGUUUCCGAUAAAUCAUUUGGUAUAAAUGUUGCUGAAUUAGCUAAAUUUCCAACUAAAAUUAUCUAUAUGGCAAAAAGAAAAGCAGAAGAAUUAGAACAAGAGAAUACAAAGAAAUUAAAAACUGAAGAUGUUGAAAAAUUAAAAAAAAUAUUAAAAGAAUGGAGAUCAAAAAAUCCAAAUCCUCAAAAUGCAGUUGAAGAAUUGCAAAAAAUUGUUGAUGAAAAUAAUUUUAAAUCAUUAUUAGAUUUAUAA
Molecule: messenger RNA, 2619 nt
Organism: Insectozyma verbasci
Lineage: Eukaryota; Fungi; Ascomycota; Pichiomycetes; Serinales; Debaryomycetaceae
Source: the annotation of a GenBank genome assembly